GCGGCAGCGGCGGCCGGCAUGGCAGAGACGCAGCUCGGGCCCGGCGUGGCGCCGCAGCUCAACGCGCUGCCCGACCACUCGCCGCUGCUGCAGCCGGGCCUGACCGAGCUGCGGCGCCGGGCCCUGGAGGCGGGCGCGCCGCUCCAGCCGCUGCCGCUCACCGACGCCUUCCUGCUGCGCUUCCUGCGCGCCCGGGACUUCGACCUGGACCUGGCCUGGCGGUUAUUGAAAAACUACUAUAAGUGGAGAGCAGAAUGUCCAGAAAUAAGUGCAGACCUACACCCUAGAAGUAUUCUUGGUCUUCUAAAGGCUGGCUACCAUGGAGUCCUGCGAGCCAGGGAUCCCACUGGCAGCAGAGUUCUUAUUUACAGAAUUGCCAACUGGGACCCAAAGCUUUUUACAGCUUAUGACGUAUUUCGUGUAAGUCUAAUCACAUCUGAGCUUAUUGUUCAGGAGGUAGAAACUCAACGGAAUGGGAUCAAGGCUGUCUUUGAUCUGGAAGGCUGGCAGUUUUCUCAUGCUUUUCAGAUUACUCCAUCUGUAGCCAAGAAAAUUGCUGCUGUACUUACAGAUUCCUUUCCAUUGAAAGUUCGUGGCAUCCAUCUGAUAAACGAACCAGCCAUUUUCCACGCGGUCUUUUCUAUGAUUAAGCCAUUCCUAACUGAAAAAAUCAAGAAACGGGUUCAUAUGCAUGGAAAUAAUUACAAGCCAAGCUUACUGCAGCAUUUCCCAGACAUUCUUCCUCUGGAAUAUGGUGGUAAAGGAUUCUCCAUGGAUGACAUCUGUCAGGAGUGGACAAAUUUUAUCAUGAAGUCUGAAGAUUAUCUCAGCAGCAUUUCUCAGCCCAUUUAGUAAGAAACAUUUAACUUUUGUGAAUGGGUUCCUGUUUAAAAAUACGAGUGAGAUCCUACCUAGUUACUUGCAUG
This is a messenger RNA of Ochotona curzoniae (black-lipped pika), 926 nucleotides long. It is a transcript of the gene TTPA, whose product is annotated as alpha tocopherol transfer protein. The transcript has 5 exons. Gene Ontology annotation, cellular component: membrane. Gene Ontology annotation, molecular function: phosphatidylinositol bisphosphate binding. The record is from RefSeq and is a predicted model, not a curated record. NCBI's taxonomy places the organism in Eukaryota, Metazoa, Chordata, Mammalia, Lagomorpha, Ochotonidae. Bases 19 to 852 code for a protein of 277 amino acids.